Clupea harengus (Atlantic herring) is the source of this 4585-nucleotide messenger RNA. It is a transcript of the gene oprd1b, whose product is annotated as opioid receptor, delta 1b. Gene Ontology annotation, molecular function: neuropeptide binding; G protein-coupled enkephalin receptor activity. Gene Ontology annotation, cellular component: plasma membrane; neuron projection. NCBI's taxonomy places the organism in Eukaryota, Metazoa, Chordata, Actinopteri, Clupeiformes, Clupeidae. The record is from RefSeq and is a predicted model, not a curated record. Gene Ontology annotation, biological process: G protein-coupled opioid receptor signaling pathway; neuropeptide signaling pathway.
UAACAAUGAUUGGUUUGUUUGUUUCAUUAACUUCCAUGGGUCUUUUUAAGAAUAUUUAAUCUAUGGCAAAUGAACACUGGCAAGGAGGAAAUGUAUUCCAUCAAUGCUCCAAUCAAUCAAUCCUUACAUUUGACCUUUCCAUUACUGAAAAUCCUUUAAUAUUUUAUAAGACUUCAACACCUCCAAUGCUGGAAACUGUAUUGGUGCAAAUAUAGCCUACUGAAAAGGGUAUAAUAGAUCAAUACCAUAAUUUCCAAGUGGUUGAACAAAGCCAGACUCGAAAAAGUUCAAAAGUUCAUGCCUGGCAAAUGUGCGUGCAAAAUAUAUUCGGAUGAAGCACCAAAAAAGGCUUGAACACUUUUAAUUCUGGUAAAUUCCAUUACUGGCCAGAAGAUGUUUCAUUCAGACUAUUCCAUGUUUUAAUUUUACAGUCACAAAUAAAGAAGCAAAUAUCAAUAUGGUAAAUACCAAGAAAAUCACAAAACAGCAGAAACCGCCCAGAAGGGUCAACACGAAAAGGUGCUAUAGCAACCAAGAGACAACUCAAGAGCCGUGAAUAUCAAGAUACAGUUCCCUUUACAGAUUAUUUUCAACAACCUUAAUUAGCCAUCUCUCAGGACCAAGCGACACAGCAGUCCAGUGCCUCGGACAGCUGCCCUUUGAACUAGAGGAGCCUACUCGGGCAUAUUUCAUUCUCUGCCCAGGCUAUGGCCAUGAGCGACGUUUCUCUUAUUAGACUUGAGAGUAUAUAUUUACCCAUCUACUUAGUUAUUCUGACCUUUUUCGCUUAACAGCCUUUUGCCGAGAGCCCCAGUGGCUUAACAGUCAUGUCGGAAGGACCGUGGAGCAAUUGGGGGGUUAUGGGAUUGGCUUGGGGAGAUAAAUGAACAUGCCACGUGCCACAUGCUGUAUAGGUUUAGCAGCAGAUAGAUUUUAAAGCAAGCCAGAAGACCUUUGGGAAUGAGACUGCCGUAAAGAAUUAUUGCUAUUGCAACAGCUAAAGUAAUUUAUCGGUUCAAGGAAACAUUCUGGAUACAAUUCCUUUAAUAUGCGAUAAGAUAAUUUAAGCAAGAUUAUCAUUUAUCUUUUAGUCGCUGUAGAUUUGAUUGCAAAAGGUAUUGUAUAAUACAGAGCACCAAGCCACUAGUCGCCAGGCGCACCCACUAGGUGGUUGAGUGAGCACUCAAAGGAGAGUGCUUUCACAAACCCUUACAGCAGCGUGGGUAGAGUGGACAGCCAGCUCCUUCUCGCGGAGCAAAAUCUGUCGAAUUUACACCGACCUCUGGCUUUAGCAUGGUGUUUCGUGCAGAUCACAAAGGUGUCUAAUUAGGACCGUGCGAGCAGUUCUACUGGUAAAGUUUUCCGAGUUGUGCCGAAAGCUGGAGAUUGGAGACACGCACGGGAGAGAUGGAGCUUCCAACUAUGUCCGCUUCUGACUUAGCAGACCUCUACUCUGUCAUUCCGUACAAUGUCACACAUGAUGAUUUCUUGGGACUUCUACCCAACAGGAGUGUCGACACACAGACCACAAGAAGUGCUGCGGGUAUCAUUAUUUCCAUAUGUAUAACAGCUCUGUAUUCUGUCAUCUGCGUGGUGGGACUCCUCGGAAACAUACUGGUUAUGUACGGAGUAGUGAGAUAUACCAAGAUGAAGACGGCAACCAACAUCUAUAUCUUUAACCUAGCAUUAGCUGAUGCACUAGCCACCAGCACGCUGCCCUUUCAGAGUGCGAAAUACCUGAUGAACACCUGGCCCUUUGGAGAGCUGCUCUGCAAGCUGGUCAUCGCCAUCGACUACUACAACAUGUUCACCAGCAUCUUCACCCUCACAAUGAUGAGUGUGGACCGGUACAUCGCCGUGUGCCACCCAGUGAAGGCGCUGGACUUCCGCACCCCCGCCAAGGCAAAGAUCAUCAAUGUCUGCAUCUGGAUCCUCUCCUCGGCUGUUGCUGUGCCCAUCAUGAUCAUGGCUGUAACCGUCCCUAUGAGGGACAAAGGCAUAACCAUCUGCACACUGAAGUUCCCCAACCCAGACUGGUACUGGGACACGGUCACCAAGAUCUGCGUGUUCCUCUUUGCGUUCGUGAUUCCUGUUCUGGUCAUCAGCAUCUGCUACGGCCUGAUGAUCCUGCGCCUGAAAAGCGUGCGCCUGCUCUCCGGAUCUAAAGAGAAGGACAGGAACAUGCGGCGCAUCACCCGCAUGGUUCUGGUGAUAGUUGCGGCCUUCAUCGUCUGCUGGACACCCAUCCACAUCUUCAUCAUCGUCAAGACCCUGGAGGUGGACACCAGCAACCCGCUGGUGGUGGCCAGCUGGCACCUGUGCAUCGCGUUGGGCUACACCAACAGCAGCCUCAACCCCGUGCUCUACGCCUUCCUGGACGAGAACUUCAAGAGGUGCUUCCGCGACUUCUGCCUGCCGUUCCGCUCACGCAUGGAGCAGAGCAGCUUCUCACGGGCACGCAAUGCCACCCGCGAGCCCGUGUCUGUGUGCGCCGCCUCGGAGUCCGUGAAGAGGCCGGCAUGACUAGGCGUGGAGCGAGAGCCCCCAGGUGUGGGCCCGCAGAGUAUGACUCAGGACCUACAGACAGAGGUCACUCAGAUCUCCACCACAGAGUUCUGACACGUUCCACCUAGUGGCAAAGGCCCUAAAGGACUACCACUGAGAUUUCUGCAGAGUGCCCUUUCUCUCUCUUUCUCUUUUCCUCUCUCUGUAUCUGUAUCUGUCUCUUUUUCUCUCCCUCUCACCACCUCUCCUUAUUUCUAUAUCUCUCUCUCUCUCUCUUUGUGGUACAGGGAAAAUGGAAGAGAAAAUUAAAUCACAGCUUAAGAGUAGUUUCUGAGAACUCAACAUGACAUCUUACAAUAUCCAGAGGUCAUAACUGAAUAAUGGGGUAUGUCAUUAUCCUCACAACAGAAUCCAAUACACCCUGUGAUUUGUCAUAGAUCUUCUAAAAUAUAAAUGUUGACACUGGACAAAAAUGAAAAAGAGGAAGGGGAAAAAAGCGGGCAUGGGCAAGUGCAGUGGGCUUGAGCACUCGGAGUAUACUGGAUGUGACAGUCUGGCUGCUCUGUCUAUUUCACUGCACAUCUGAGUCGCUUGGAUGUUUGUGGGCUGCUUCCAACCCCAGUGGCAAGUGGUGUCACUUUGUAGCCUGCACUCCCAUGUGGGUACGAUUCCUUGCAGAACUAAAAAAAAAAGAAAGCCCAAGCAGUCAGCGAUGCAUGCAGACAAGAGGAAGAUGAGAGAUAGACCAAACCUCAUGGUCACACUGGGAGGGUAAUGGCAAGGGAGGAACAGACUCAAUGACUCAUCACAACAUCAGACAAGGGACUAGGAAGAGGCAAAGCUGUCUGCUUAGAUUUUGGAACUCUCCUUAUGAUGGCAUUGGGCCCAGAAACGAUGAUGUAAAAAGACAUUCACAGAUCAUAAGCCUUACUACUGACCGCUUCAUCAUGACUGUAAUCAGAUUUGACAGUGUACAUUCAAAGACCACAGAAAAAGAUGAGGGAGAAGAGAAAAGAUUUGGUCCCAUGAAAGUACAACGAACAGAGAACAGGAAGUGAUCUCACAUUUCUCACAAUUUAAACAAAAUUAAAUAUAUUGCUUUGUUGCAGGGAGAGUCAUGUAGAAUUUCAUUCUGCGUGUAUUUUGUCAAUGGCAUGUGUUAUAUUGAAAAGCAGUUUUGUGUUGAAGAAGUGAUGCUUUGGAUAUUUUAGUGGUUAAGGGUGAACACUGGCAGAGGACGUCUAAUGUACAUACAGUCUCUUCCAGAAGCACUGAUAAAGCACCAACAUCUAGUAACUAUUUCAAAACAAGCUUCUGCUAGAUGUUGCAUUCAGUAUGGCCUUCAGAGUAAAACAAUGAGAACUCAAAGACCUGUUUUAAGAUGUGAUCUUGGCCUAUCGAACUGCAACAAGGGGGCCAGUGAGACAUUGACGAGGGCGGUAUCUACCUCUAGCAGUGAGUCCAUUGUUCCUUUCUGCCUUAAAUGGAUAGCUUUUUAAAAAAAUGUCUGGGAUAUUUAUUGCUGUUCAUAGCUGUCAGAUAAGUCGCUUUCAUGGCCUUUGUGACAAAUGUAUUUAUACUGCCCUAAAGGGACAUUUUGUAAUGCUGGUUGUUGCAGAGACCUCCUCGCAUCCAUUUUAAAGUGUAAUACUUGGUCAUUUUUGUGGUCAUGGGACAAAUAUGGGAUCUACUUUUGGAGUUCUAUACGUUUUUGCACAAGUGCGUAAUGUGGUCAAAAUACAGUGGGUAUGCUGACACCUACUCAUAUGUUUAAGUUAGUGAGAAAUGUGUUAUGUGGUUUAUAAAAUGUGUGUAAAUGUGACUUCAAAACUGAACAGUUGUAGUUAUCUUUUGUUUAUCAUCUGAGUGAAGUGUUUGCUACGAUGCUACUGAAUAAUAUUAAGGGGGUGAAAUAAGCAUGCUUAUAAGCAUUGCAUGCUUUUGGUAGAACAGUUGUUAAAUGGGUAUUUAAUUUUAGAAUAACAUCAAAUUCAAAAGGUAAAUUCUGCUCAAAAUGGAUAUAAAAAGCCUUGUUCAACAGCUGUAUACUAUUAUACACAUUAAAUGUAUUGGUUUUAAA